AUGGCGCCCCCCAGAUGGACAAGCGCAGAGCAGUUACUCUGGCUGCAGAAUGAGAUGCCUGGAUACUUGCAGAUGCAAAAAGAAAAGAAAUUGCCUCGAUUCUUCGAUUCAUUGUUCCCAAGGUGGUUUAGCGACUUUCCAGAAGAGACAGAACUAAAUGGCAGCCCACCUUGUGAUGAGAACGCUGGCAUAAAUGAGCCCAGCAGUGCAGGCAUCGAGUCCGUUAUCGACACAGCCCAGCUCGAUUCUAUAAACACACCCGAUUUAGUCGAACAAGAAGACAGCCAGUCCAACUCACCUCCAAUGGGAGCGGCAGAACGACGCAAAAAAUUGCGGGAAUGGUUCCGAAAUAACUCAAAGGGAAAGACAACACCUGGUGGCAGCUCAACUGGUAGAGCCCUGUCUGUACUACUUGGCCAGCGCGCACGAGGUACUCGAGACCUCAAAGAGAUUGAAGUGUAUUCCAAACUGCACUAUGAGUCAAAAGUCAAACCGUUGGUUGAAGACGCUCUUAAAAAUAAUAUUGUGCAACCUACCCAAAGGCUUAGUACGGUUCGGCUACACACCACUGAAUGCUUUGCAGAAGAGUCAGAAGAAGUUAAGAAAGAAAUUCGGGAGGAGACUGUACGUCUCAAUGCUUCCAGAAGAUUGGGCGAUGUUGAGGGUCAGCAUCCGAGAACAAAGGAAGAAGUUUAUCGGACAAUUCAAGAGCUGCCUUUGAUUCUAGGUCAAGUUUUCGAGGAACUCUCAGCAUUGACAGGUGACAUCAUGACGUUGAGUUACCACCAUGGUAAAACCGCAGAUGGUCUGAGCUUCAAGGCGUCUACCCCAAACUUCCAUGAACAGUAUCUAUUACCAUUUGAACGACACCUUGGAUACAUCCAUGGUCCAUCUUCGAAGUGUAUAUCAGCACCCUCAUCUACCCCGACCUCGUCUCAUCUUGCGCCCGUUGGCCUCAUCUCACUGGACGAAUUUCCGAACGAGUCCUCACUUGGAGAGAAUGUGAUAUCCGGGCCUGUGGUUGGUCCUUCUCUGUUGCAAGAACCGGGGGACUUAGUGUUGAAUCCUUACAUCAACCUGGACUUCGGUGGGUCUGUGGGAGCGAACGAACAUGGUGACUGGUUGAUGCACACUAGUAGCAGUGACCCAAACCUCCCAUCUCCCCAUAACAUGACAGACACGCCAAUCACUGCUUGGAGAAAGUCAAUGGCGCUCAACGAAGACCCGCUCGCAUCCCCCACCUUUAAUCGCAUUCAACAACGAGGUUUGAGCGCAGUGGGUCCAUCAGCCGAAGCAGUCCCUCCUUUCCUACCUCAUCCAUUGUCACUGCUUCAUACCACCCUCUUGCCCCAGCCUUCUUCGUUCUUUGUGUUUCCUGCACUCGAGGAGGUCGACGCGCUGCCCACGCUCCAACACCGUGAUCCAUUAGCGUUUAACCAGCCCAUGUUGAAUUCAGGGCCACGCUCACCUCCAGACCAACCGAUUCCGUUACCUUUGUCCCCGCUUGUAUCCACAGCCUCCAAGUCACCGCAUUCCAAGUCUGUUGAACAUCAACCUUCGCCGGCGUCUCACCAGCCAACUCAUCAACCUAAUUCGGAGGCGAUGACAGUGUCUGUUGACUGUCAAUCUUCGCCAGCUUCUCACCGGCCGACGCCUCACGACAUUGUAGGUGUUUCUGCUGAUGAUCAUCCUCAACCCAAUUUGGAGGUGAGGACAGUGUCUUCAUUACCUACCGCUGCCUCUGGCAGACGCUCGGGACGCGCACCACAUCCUUCUACGCGAGCUGAUGGAGCCAAUAAAAUUGGUGGCCAUAACUCACAACGUGAAACAAAGCUUGCACCAAAGAGGAAGCUGACUGAAGUCCAGCGUGGUGUUGGAGGGUCGAAGAAAAGGUCUCGGAAGUAG
This is a messenger RNA of Suillus fuscotomentosus, 1905 nucleotides long. RefSeq lists its product as uncharacterized. The transcript has 6 exons. Lineage: Eukaryota; Fungi; Basidiomycota; Agaricomycetes; Boletales; Suillaceae. The record is from RefSeq and is a predicted model, not a curated record. The coding region runs from base 1 to 1905 and encodes 634 amino acids.